Molecule: messenger RNA, 1287 nt
Organism: Brassica rapa (field mustard)
Lineage: Eukaryota; Viridiplantae; Streptophyta; Magnoliopsida; Brassicales; Brassicaceae
Source: RefSeq, a predicted model, not a curated record
AUGAAGAAUCAAGUAAUCCCCAUAUUUGAUGGAGAGAAGUACGACUUCUGGAGCAUCAAGAUGACAACCAUUCUCAAGACCAGGAAGUUAUGGUCUGUGGUUGAAGAAGGCGUAGCAGCCCCACCAGCACAAGUGGAUGAAACCCCUGAAACAGCAAGGGCAAGAUCGCUUAGAGAAGAAGCGAUGAUGAACGAUACAUUGGCUUUGCAAAUCUUGCAAACUGCUGUAUCGGAUCAUAUAUUCUCACGGAUUGCAGCAGCAUCAACAUCCAAAGAGGCGUGGGAUGCAUUGAAGGAGGAGUAUGAAGGCUCUCCUCAAGUUCGUUUGAUUAAACUUCAAACAUUGCGAAGGGAGUAUGAGAAUCUGAAGAUGUAUGAGAAUGAAGACAUUAAGGUCUUCACAGAUAAGAUAGUUGAAUUGGCAAAUCAAUUAACUUAUCAUGGUGAACAGAAGUCAGAUGUUCAACUCAUACAGAAGAUACUCAUCUCUCUCCCAGCCAAGUUCGAUAGCAUAGUCAGUGUGUUGGAGCAAACAAGCGAUUUGACUUCAACAAAGAUGACAGAGUUGAUCGGGAUCUUGAAGGCUCAUGAAGCAAGGCUGGCUGCAAGAGAAGAAAGCACCAGUGAAGGAGCAUUCGAUGCUCGUGUUAAACACAAAAAUUCUGGUGUUACACAAGACAACUCAAAGCGCCAGGAGGCAAGAAGUGGUGCGGUUUCUGCAAGAGAAACAACCACAAUGAGAGCGAGUGUUGGAGGAAACAGAAGAAGGAAGAUCCAAAGAAGGAUCACAGAAUGCUACUCAAAGAAGAAAGAGAAGGCACAUCUGAGUCUCGAAGAAGAUUCAAAUGAAGAUCACAUGUUGUUCAGUGCGAGCGAAGCAGCAACAACAGUGAUGGAAGAUGUCUGGUUAGUAGACAGUGGAGCAACUAAUCAUAUGACAAAGGAGGAGAGUUACUUCUCAAAGCUUGAUAGGAGUAUCAAGGUUCCAAUAAAGAUUGGAAAUGGAAGCACAGUCAUGACAGCCGGUAAAGGAGACAUUACCGUCAUGACCAAAGGUGGCAAGAAGACCAUCAGAAAUGUAUUCUUGGUUCCGGGUUUGGCAAAAAAUUUGUUGAGUGUUCCACAAAUUGUUUCAAGCGGAUACCGGGUGAGUUUCCAAGAGAAGAGAUGCAUCAUAGAUGAUGCAAAAGGAAGGAGGAUAAUGGAUAUCCCAAUGACUCACAAAAGCUAUCGAAUCAGGAUGAGUUCGGCUCAGGUAGAAGAGGCCUUGAGCGCUAGUGAGCAAUGA